This is a messenger RNA of Pygocentrus nattereri (red-bellied piranha), 2868 nucleotides long. It is a transcript of the gene atat1, whose product is annotated as alpha tubulin acetyltransferase 1. Gene Ontology annotation, biological process: alpha-tubulin acetylation. Gene Ontology annotation, cellular component: microtubule. The transcript has 11 exons. Gene Ontology annotation, molecular function: tubulin N-acetyltransferase activity. The record is from RefSeq and is a predicted model, not a curated record. NCBI's taxonomy places the organism in Eukaryota, Metazoa, Chordata, Actinopteri, Characiformes, Serrasalmidae. The coding region runs from base 487 to 1404 and encodes 305 amino acids.
AUUUAUUUUCGGAUUAAAGCCGUUUGGGCGUUUUCUGGUUUUUCUAUUUUAUUUUAUUAAGAUAAAAAAGCUCCCAAAAAAACGUGUUGGCGUUUUAAGUGCCUUGGCCAGGGGUGAAGAAGCGCUGCAGCCUCCUCAUUAAACCCUGUAAGCUGCUUGUGUUGUAGCGCUAAUCCCGAGUCGCGCUGUUUGAAGGGAGUGACAGCAGCAGCGGCAGCACGAUGAGGGAGAGCAGCAGCUCCGAGCCAGCGCCACCACAGCAGACCCGGGCAUGACUACACCUGUCCUGUAUCUACAUAUUCUGAACAAUUGGAUCAUCUCGCAGGCUCGGCUGCUGUGUUUUUGGUGGCUUGUGUGCAGGACGAUGCAGUGAGAACCCGAUGGUGAUGCUGGCGAAGCUCCUCCGUCUGAAGGUCUUUAACCUAGAGCUGCUGCAGAUUUGAGCUUUCUCUCCGCCAGCCUUUAGCUCCUUUAUCUCCCCCCGCGAUGGAGUUCCCCUUCGAUGUGAACGCCCUGUUCCCGGAGACAAUCUCUGUGCUGGAUCAGAAUUUGUGUGCUGCCCGAAAACCACACGGAAGACCUGAUGCCCAGAACCAGACUGCCAUCGUCAUUGAUGAAUUAGGAAAGGCCUCGGCCAAGGCCCAGCAGUUGCCUGCACCAAUAACAAGUGCUGCAAAGCUCCAGUCCAACAGACACUAUCUUUACCUGCUGAAGGAUGGAGAGCGUAAUGGUGGUAGGGGUGUUGCAGUGGGAUAUCUGAAGGUUGGAUACAAGAAGCUGUUUCUGCUUGACCAGCGGGGGGCGCAUGUGGAGACAGAGCCUCUGUGUGUGCUGGACUUUUAUGUGACGGAGAACCUCCAGAGACAUGGAUACGGACUGGAGCUUUUCCGCUUCAUGCUGGAGCACAAGAAGGUGGAGCCUGAGCAGAUGGCGUAUGACAGACCUUCACCCAAAUUCCUGGCCUUUCUAGAAAAACACUUUGAACUUAAACACAGUGUGCCUCAGGUGAAUAACUUUGUGGUAUUUGAUGGCUUCUUCAGGAAUAGAUCAGGCACGCCUCCCUCCCCUGUGACGGAUCAGGGGUUGUACGGCUUUUUUGGUCCCAUUGAGAAAGGUUCCCCUAAAAAAGCCAGAGGGAGAGAUCAAGCCGUAUUCGCUGAUGGAGAGAGAGGUUGUGCGAGAGGAGCAGAAGGUCCUGCCGUGGCCUUUUGUCCGCUCGGCAGCCCCUCCUCCCUCGCCACCUCUGGCGGUAUCCUCCCAGUUCUCUCGCUCCCUCAGUGUGGGAUCCUCCCCCACCCGCGGUCCUCCUCGCCCCACGGCGGCACCAGGCGUCCGACAGGGUCCCACGCUGCACCCGCAGUCCCUCGACAACUGCAGGACAAAACGCACCAGUUCUCUAAAUAGAUCUCAGCUCAGCUUUCAUUGACCUUCAACCUUUUAACGUAGAACUCCGCAGCCUUGAGGAUGGCUGUGUUUUUUAACUUCUUAUCUAGUUCUGGUCUUUCACUUGUUUUUGUAACCUUGUUGUGGAAACGAGGCCUAAGCGUGCUGCAGCGCCAUCGCUGGGUUUUUACAUAAUGUGGUAAUGAAUGAAGGGAAGUAUCUAGGAGUGCGUAGGCUUUUGAAAUUUCCCUGCGCUUGCUCCAUCGAGGGGCAAUACGUUUGGUAAAGCCUGAACUUUCAGUAACUAGAGAAGUGUAAAAAUACCCCGACACUGAGGUUUUGGACCUGGUACUUGUGAGAAGCUUUUACCUUUUUCCUUCCCCCGAACGUUUUGAUCCACAAACAAUAAAAGUUGAACAGAAAGUCAGUUUGUUUUGUUUUGGUUUUUUUCUUAAAUGAAUGAUCUUUUCUAACAGUUUAUUUAACGUGGGGGCCAUUCCCACCAGACAGAGGAGAAAUAAAACGCCAUUCUCCAACUCACAAUUUACUUAGUAUACUGAAAUCAUUUAUUUAAGUUUUGACGUAGUAUCGAAAUAAUGAUUUUUUUCCCUAAAAAUGUGGACCUCUUAUCUCAAAAUAAUGCUGAAGAGGGUUUCCUAUGUUAGAAUGACUUUUCUCAAAAUUCUAUCUUGGAAUAGUGCCUUGUUUUCUCACAGUUGUAUGUCGCAUCUUGACAUAAUGGCUUAUUUUGUGUAAAUAUGGACUUGAAAUAAUUACAUUUUCUCAAAAUUUGGUCUCUUUAUAUUGAAAUAAUGGACAUCAAUGGAUAUCAAUAUUUGGACUUUUAUCUCAAAAUAAUGACGUUUUUCUGAAAAUGAGUCUGAAAUAAUGAAAUAAAAUGGAAUAAAAUGGAAUAAUGGAAUAAAUAAAAAAGGAAUAAAAGUCCUUUUUUACAUAGUAUGUCAGUAUGUCUAAAUAACGAGUCAAUACUAAUGAGCUAUUUUGCGAUAUAAAGUCAAAAUGUUGAGAAAAUAAGUACUAAUAUGAGAAGUCAAAAUAUCAAGAAAAGGCAGGAAAGAGUUUCCAUAACGUCCACAAACUGAACUGAGUAUUUUUUAACAAUGAACCUUAUUAAUUUCCAGGACCUGAACAUUACAUGAUCAUUGCAUGUCUCCCUUCACUUGAUAUUCUUUUGUUCACUAUAUGUUAUGUUCAUGAAAUAUUAUUGCCUUUUGAGUUUUCUAAUUGUAUUACUUUUGUGUUUUUUUUUUUUUUUCCUUUCUCGUGCUUUCUCAUUUCUUUCUUUCUCUUUUUCUUUUUUAUUAUUUCUUUUCGAUCAUUUCUACUUUAUGACAUGCCCACCACCCACCCCCCUCCCCUCGUCUCGUCCUCCUCUGAAUCUGCCCUCUCAUCUUGUCCUGGUCUUGCCUGGCCCCAAUGCACAUGUUCCUCCCUUCCAUUGCGUGUCUACUUUCCCUUCCCCUC